AUGAUUGUUUUAGGUGGAAUAGCGAAUGUUUACGCUGGUCAACCAUUGGAUACCGUCAAAGUAAAAGUGCAAACAUUUCCAAAUCUCUACAAAAAUUGGGUGGUAUGUUUGAAAGAUACAUAUCGGUUAGACGGGAUUCGAGGUCUCUACGCAGGAACGGUACCUGCACUGGCAGCAAAUAUAGCUGAAAAUGCAGUGCUAUUUUGUGCGUAUGGUUACUGCCAAAAGAUUGUUAGUAUAAUAUCCGGUCAUCGUAACGUGAAAACGAUGACCCCACUAGAGAACGCAUCUGCUGGUGGACUGGCCUCUAUAGCUGCUGCCCUUGUACUGUGUCCUACAGAAUUAGUGAAGUGCCGACUACAAGCUGCUCGUGAAGUAGGACAUAAAUGGUGGGUUAUGUUUGCUCUUGAAAAAUAUAACAGAUUUUUUUCUUCCAAAACUGAUGAAAAAACUCGGGUGGGUGUAUUUAGUAGUCACAUGGUGUAGUU
This is a messenger RNA of Strongylus vulgaris, 488 nucleotides long. The record is from the annotation of a GenBank genome assembly. NCBI's taxonomy places the organism in Eukaryota, Metazoa, Nematoda, Chromadorea, Rhabditida, Strongylidae.